Molecule: messenger RNA, 4447 nt
Organism: Saccostrea cuccullata (small rock oyster)
Lineage: Eukaryota; Metazoa; Mollusca; Bivalvia; Ostreida; Ostreidae
Exons: 3
Coding region: 908-2590 (560 amino acids)
Source: RefSeq, a predicted model, not a curated record
AAAAAAUGGACAGCUUCGACUGCUGUAACUGCAAGUUAUCAAUUUGUUUCUGAAGAAACGUGUGAUGAAAAAUGCUGUACCUGAAAAACUGAUGAUUGCAAUGUAAACUUUGUAAUAAAUGACUCAAACCAAAAGGUCUUUACUACAUGUAUGCGCUUCACGCUAUAGCUAGGAAAUUUCUACUCGUGAAAAUACAGCGUCAUGAAAACAAAUGGACAGAGAAACGAGGAAUGUGUUUAAUUGGAAUUUAACGAACCCUGGAACUUCUCCGUGUGCGGAUAUCGUUAUCAUGUCGUCUGUGCAUUACUGUGGCGAUCCAAAAGACAAAUUAUCUGAGAGAUUUUACGCUUUUCCGUAGUCGGCGAGAUAUUCGUCCAUUUUCACCGAACUUCUCCGGGGCUCGGGAAGUGAUUUUUCUUCCGCAACAGACGGACAUCAGACAUCUGCUUCACAGCUGUUUCAUCCAUUAGAGAAGCCAGUCACGUGUGGAUCUAUCGUCUGCUUCUGUGAAUGUUCACUCACGCUGAAACAAUGAUCUGUCAUAAUUAAUUUUCGAUUGGAAAUUUAUCUCCCGAUUUGUUAUGCUUUUAUCGUAAUUAUGCCUUCAUCUUGAUCCUAACGCCCUUUGUAUCAGGGGGAUUCAGACCUCACCAAGUUCAUAUUGGUAAUGCUCUCUGACAAUGGGAAUCCUAUGAUACAUACACUACCUUUACUUAGAUUGGUUAUACACCAGUGAAUGUACAUAUAUUUUGUUUACCCUGGAAUAUCCUAAUCCAAGGCACCGAAAAGACGGAUCUCCAGCAUAAAUAUAUACAGUGAUAUAUAGAGAACACUGAUCAACAACAAAGACCAACGGACGACGAGCAUAUGAAGACUAGAGAGUAAAACAAGCAGUUCCGGUAAAAAGAUGGAGAUGCUACGCGAGAUUCUCGUUAUGUGUACAGUAUUUGCCGUGAUGACCUCCGCGGAACAAUGCGUCAUCAAAGGUCAAGUGAACACGAGGCUGCCGUGGUACGGAUACAUGCUACAGAAAACAUUUCAGGGAAAGGACGCUAAAGUGGAGUAUCAGAUCACCUAUCCGGAAAAGGAAUGCUGUGCUAAUCUGUUGAUUUAUUAUGACGACCAGAUUUCUCAGCUGACCGACUCCAUGACGUGCCAGGAACGUGUGGACGUACUUCCAAAGCAUAAUUAUCAGGUCAUCCCGUUGUCCACUCGGAAUGCUACUAAAGGCUGCAUUGUCUACCCUGACAGCGAGGGGACGAAUUUGUAUGUCUGCACGGGUGACCGGACUUUCAAAUCCGACGGUCCCCGCACGUGGUAUUUCGCUAUUAGUAGAUGUGGUGCCUCGUCAAGUACAAGGAUGCUGAAUAUGAAUUAUUAUUUCAAUGUGACCGGAUAUUACGGGAAAUGUGAAGCAGAUCCGCUUUCUAAAACGAUUUACCCGGAAAUCAUUAAAAGUGAUCCGGAUGUCGUGGUUGUAGUCAUUCUGGGAGUGUUGUGUGGAAUUUCUACCAUCGCCGCCAUUGUUUUUGGAGUAUUGUUCUUUUUCGGUAGAAUCAGGCGAAAGAACAAGAAGAAGAAAGGUGGAUCAGUGACGUCAUCUCAAGCAACGAUGACACAAGAUAUUUUUUACGUUAACCCUUCGUUGUCCGACAGAGAACAUUCGGACUCUCAAUAUAGUCAUAGUCAAUCUAGCGGAUCAGAGAACUAUUAUGAGGUGAUUCCGGACAGACGCAGCUACGAGAGUAUCAAUACUCAGCUUGUCAUGCAUGGACAUAACGUACGAGGAGUUUCGAUGAACCCUAAUCAUCUCCGAGAACACAGAACGCCCAACAUUCCACCGUAUAUCCUCGAGAAUUACCCACCUCCCCCAUAUCAACCACCAACAGGACAGCAAAAUGGUGGUCUGCACCAUCGAUCUCACGCAGUUGGACAUCAUGGCAAUAACAAUGGCAGUCAGCCACUUUCACAGCAGACUCCAAACGGAAAUAUUCCGAAUGGGCGUCCAAUGCAAAUGCAUCCUUCUGGACAUCCUCCACCUUCUUCGAAUAUCAUCCAUCAGCAGCAUCAUUCCAUGUCCGGACUGCAAACCGGAGAAAAUUCGGAACCGACGUCAAACAGUCAUCCGGUACACAUCAGCGGGAACCGUUCCGGAAGUGCUCCCGUUCACUUUGAUAAUGUUGGUGCGAUUGCUCGACCCACUCCUAUUUAUCCCAGUCCUAAUGGGAUUCUAUUCGGAACGCAUCCAUCUCGAUCAUCUCAACCCACCUCUCCAUCUUCUCAUGGAGUACCAAACGGAAACAUUCCGAAUGGACAUCUUAAUAAUAAUAACAUUAUUCACAAAAAUCAAGCUUUCAAAAGACAGCUUUCUGCUGGUCCAAAACUAAAUAGUGUUCCGAACGGCCAGCCUUUACAGCUUCAAACAUACCAAGGUCACGAUAAGACUUUGGGUGAAACACAGACUCUGAACGGAAGAACUCAACUUCCGAAUGGAAAUAUUCCAAACGGUCGCACGAAUGUUCCGAAUGGAAAUGUUGCCAAACUUUUGCACGACGCUUAUAGAAUUCAGCAGUUUGAGACGACGGCCUGACUAGCCGACAGCAAACAGACGUGGAAUGAGAUAGCUGUGUAAUGAAAAGCGUGCAAUUGACAAAGCAAAAUAAAAAGCGUGCGAAUGACAAAGCAAAAUGAAAGGUGCGCAACUGACAAAGUCUCACAGAAACGAUCCUCUUGAUCGAAAUAAUACACCUCAUUUUACUUUCUGUAAUUAUGUUCUGGAGGGAGGAUUUGGACCGUCAGAAACAUGCUAAAGGUCUGGACAAGUGCAUUACAACUCUUGAAGGAAAAUGCGUUUCAGACGGUGCUAAAACUGGGGAAUUCAGUUGUGAUCGAUUCCACAGAGAUCGUAAUUAGGAACGUAAAUUUGACAUCAGCAAUAAAUUGCUUCGAAGAAAAAUGCAGUUUAAAACUGUAAUUAUUAGCAGAAACUAACAACUGUGUUACAUUCACCAUGUUCAUGUAAUUUAUAGUCAGUUCUUAUAUACUUGUUAUAGUGCUAUUACUAUUUCUUUUUAUCCCACGUCUAUAGAGAUAUGAUGGAAAACGUUUACAAUUAACACAUUUAUGAGUGAUGUUUUCUAUAGAACGAACUCAUGUUUCGUUGAUGUCACCCAUGUUUCUAUGAUCAUGGCUACAAGCAAUAUGUAUAUAGUCUCCAAAGACAGUGUUCUUUGGUGACAUUGAAGACAUUGGUGUAAACUACAUGUAGCUAUUAUACUGUUUUGGGGAGAAGAGAGAAAAGAACUGUUGCCAAAUUAUAGUCCAUGGACAAUGAUUUUUUUUAUUUAUGUUCCAUUCAAUUCAAAUGUUGGAAAAUUAGUCCAACAAAUAUUAAUCUGUACUAAAUAUACAGAUACAUGUAAUACAUGUUCGUACAACGUUGUCUUCCAAACUGCUAUUUCCACAUUCAUAUCCCAGAUUGGCAUAAAAUGGGGUAGGGGGGUUACAGUGUAAAUGACUAGAUAUACACUUGCUCUGUUAGUGUAUUCAGUAUUCAGAUGUCUUGUGAUUUUGAUGACACCAAUAUACAUGUAUGUUAUCAGGAAAUCUCUUUAGUUUAAAAAUAUAUUUAUUCAUAGAAAUGGAUUGAACAGCAGGCAUAAAAAAUGCCUAUGAUUGUUCUCUCCAUAAAUCUCUUUUCACUAGAUCUUGUGUCAUGUCUUCCAUAUGAAAUAAUGAAAACCUCUGAUUAGAAAUUUUUGGACAUUUUUACAAUAUUUAUAUUAAAACGAACGAAAAAUUAACCGAGCAUUGUAAGUAAUUUUUUAUGAUUAUGUGUGUAUGUGAUUGUCAUUUGGGGGUGGAGUGGGGUUGUUGACUAAUCAAAUAAGCUGCUUUCAUACAUAACUGCAGAAGCCUACAGUUUUUUUGUCGAUAUUUUUCUCAUUAAUUGAAAAAAACAUUACAGAAUUGUAAAAUUGUGUCAGUUUGGUCCACAUUCCUAUGUUCACAUCAUUUUAAAAAUUAAUUUUGUAUACGAAUGCAUUGUAUGUAACCUUCCAAGAUAAAAUUGCAAUCGUACAUGCACAUGCACAACAACAUUCAUUGAACGUCUUUUUCCAUUGUUCUGGUACAUGACAAUCUGCAAUAAAAAUAGACUCAUUAUGCAAACAUUCCCUGAAUAUAAAAUAAAUCAACUGAUCAAAACCAUCAACAGAUAUUUUAAUAACGUUGACAACUUGUUUUUCAGUAAACCAUAAGUUGUUAUCUUUUCUUGUUUUUGUAAUUCUCCGCCGGGGGCGCGAUAGAUACAAUGAUAAAUGUACAUCCGCUCUGACAUAUUUUAUGUGUUUGAAUGUCCCUUUGGUAGUUUUACAAAUGUCUUUGUAUUAUUAUUGAUUAUUAUAACCUAAUGAUAUUCAAUAAUAAAAAUUUACAUAAUAAGAAA